AUGGAUGCAAAAUCAACGUUUAUAUUAACUGAUAAGAAAGAUUCAGGAUAUCAACUUAAACAAGAUGAUCCCUCCGCCUUGAAGGAAAUCAUUCAACAAGUCCAGGUUGAAAUAAGUAAGAAAGAUCCGAAGAGCAAAUGGUGGCUUAUUGGUUCGUCGAGCACUGCUAAUGUGACUGAUAGUCAAAUCACAUAUCUAACCCGUCAUCCGGAAAGUAGUUCUGUUUCUGAGGCUUUUUUAAACUUGGCUAAACAACAAAAAAUGAAUACCGAUGUUCGAAGAAGCAUUUUUGUAGUAUUAAUAAGUAGUGAGGACUAUAUUGAUGCAUUCGAGAGACUAUUGAAACUUGGUUUAAAGGAAGUUCAAGCGCGAGAAAUCCCUCGAGAAAAUACACCUAAUCCAUACUAUUCUCUAAUUGCGCAACGUCUUUGUGAUUACGACCACAGUUUUAAAGUAACUUUCAAAUACUGUCUGUGGGACUUUCUCAGAGAAUGUGGUGAAGGUGAUGUUGGUGGGAUAGGUGAAACAAUGAACAACAUACCUGAAAAUAAUUCAUCAGAAAAAAUUUCACUAAGAAGGAUUGUUAAUUUAGCAAAGAUUUUUGCUUGGUUAAUUGUGAAUGGAGGAUUGUCUAUUAUAAUUUUAAAGGUAAAGUCUAAACCAAGCAAACUUAAAAAUCAAUCAGUAGUCUAA
This is a messenger RNA of Racocetra fulgida, 693 nucleotides long. Lineage: Eukaryota; Fungi; Glomeromycota; Glomeromycetes; Diversisporales; Gigasporaceae. The record is from the annotation of a GenBank genome assembly.